UAUGGGAAGAUAAACGCUAUUCUGAAUGCUACCGGUUGGGCCUAUAUGGGAUGCUUCAAAAGGUCAUGUCGUGCAAGAGUCAUAAAGUAUGAUAAUGAGUUUGAGUGCACGAAGUGCGGAGUGCGGUCUUCUGAAGAAAACUGGCUCUACAAAUUGAAGCUGAAUGUUGUGCACGGUCGUCACAAGGCUGAGCUGCUAUUCUGGGAUCAAGCAUGCAAGCAGUUUUUGGGAAAACCUGCGUCCGAUUUUCGUGAACACCUGGAUGAUGUCAAGUUAAGACCUCACAGUGCCCCUCCAUUGUUCUACGACUUGGUUGGGCGGGAGUACUUAUUCAAAAUUGAGAGAGACAUCGCGAGUUUAGAUGGACCCGGUGCUGCCUUUUGCAUAAGCAUGACAACAGACAAUAAGGAAAAGAUUGAACAGAUCAAGUCAUCCUGGAAAGAUGAACCAGAGCCAGAG
Molecule: messenger RNA, 459 nt
Organism: Cuscuta epithymum
Lineage: Eukaryota; Viridiplantae; Streptophyta; Magnoliopsida; Solanales; Convolvulaceae
Source: the annotation of a GenBank genome assembly